AUGCCUCAGUCUGAUUCAGCUGGAGGAACAGAAUCUGACAUUGAAAUGGAAGCGGCCAUCCAUUUCGGACCGGAGUUAGCUGGAGGUGGAGCUGGACAUUUCUCUGUCACUCAGUUUCCUCUCGGGGCCGCCUCUCACACUCUGUCAGCUCUUUCUCAGUCAGGUCGGGGCGGGCUGUAUAAAAAAGGAAGGUAAGGCAGCUCGGCUCUCAUUCAGCAGCGAUUGGAGUUAGAAAGCGUGAUGUCUGGAAGAGGCAAAGGAGGCAAAGGCCUGGGAAAGGGUGGAGCGAAGCGGCACCGCAAAGUGCUCCGUGAUAAUAUCCAGGGCAUCACGAAACCAGCCAUCCGGCGCCUGGCUCGCCGUGGCGGGGUCAAGCGCAUCUCGGGCUUGAUCUACGAGGAGACCCGCGGGGUGCUGAAAGUUUUCCUGGAGAAUGUGAUCAGGGAUGCGGUCACCUACACUGAGCACGCCAAGCGCAAGACGGUCACUGCCAUGGAUGUGGUGUACGCUCUGAAACGCCAGGGCCGCACUCUCUAUGGAUUCGGCGGCUGAGCAAAUCG
Rhincodon typus (whale shark) is the source of this 560-nucleotide messenger RNA. Its product is annotated as histone H4. Gene Ontology annotation, cellular component: nucleosome. The record is from RefSeq and is a predicted model, not a curated record. NCBI's taxonomy places the organism in Eukaryota, Metazoa, Chordata, Chondrichthyes, Orectolobiformes, Rhincodontidae. Gene Ontology annotation, biological process: nucleosome assembly. Gene Ontology annotation, molecular function: protein heterodimerization activity; DNA binding; structural constituent of chromatin.